AUGGCUGAUAUUGCGGCCGCUUUUGCUCAACACGAGAUCACACCGAAAAUCAUUCCGAAUCCGCCGAAGCAGAAGCUUCAUUUGACCUGGGAUGGAAUUCAAGUCGAGCCCGGAAUGACACUUCAGGUGCGCAAUCUCAAGAAUGCUCCAAGAUGGGCUCUUCCAGGAGCGGAUCCUGAGAGCAUCUACACUAUUCUUAUGAUAGAUCCGGACAAUUUGUCGCGCAAGAAUCCAUCGGUCGCCGAAUGGCUCCACUGGCUCGUCUGCAACAUUCCGGCGAGCAACAUCAUCGACGGCAUCAACGGCGGCCAACACCAAAUGGCCUACGGUAGUCCGGCGCCGGGACCACGAACCGACCUUCAUCGCUACGUCAUUCUGAUGUGGGAGCAUCAGGGCCGCCGCAUCAGUGUGCCGAAGCCGAGCUCGCGCGCCAAAUUCAACGUGAGACAAUUCAUGGAGAAAUAUCAGCUCGGCGAUCCAAUCGCCGGCAACUUCUUCUUGGCUCAACACGAAUAA
This is a messenger RNA of Caenorhabditis bovis, 516 nucleotides long. NCBI's taxonomy places the organism in Eukaryota, Metazoa, Nematoda, Chromadorea, Rhabditida, Rhabditidae. The record is from the annotation of a GenBank genome assembly.